Messenger RNA from Anisakis simplex (herring worm), 219 nucleotides. The record is from the annotation of a GenBank genome assembly. NCBI's taxonomy places the organism in Eukaryota, Metazoa, Nematoda, Chromadorea, Rhabditida, Anisakidae.
AUGAGCGGACAAUUAACACAAGCUUGUAUAACAAGCGUUGAUGGUCAUUCGCUGAAUUUAUUCGCAAGGAAUGAUGAGGUUUUGAAGCGAAUUGAUGCAAUUCGUCCAUUAUCUAAAUUCAUUCUAAUCAUACAACCGUAUGAUUUUAUCAAAGAGUUAAAAAGAGCAGUUAAAAAGCUUAAAAAUUUUAGUCAUUCCAUGCGCGUAUCAACAGAUUAA